AUGUGUCUCCAAUCCCAGCAUCUUCCUCGGGACCCCAUCGGUGGCACUGACCCCAUUCGUGUUUGUCCUUUUGAGAAACGCCAGUGUAAUCAAGCUCAUCGCUCUGUAUUUGUGUGUUUCUGGCUCCAGGUGACCACGGAUCUGCGUCAGAGAUGUACAGAAGGACACACAGGCACCUCCGUGUCUGCACCGAUGGUGGCGGGUGUCAUCGCUCUCGCUCUGGAGGCAAAUCCUCUUAUAACAUGGAGAGAUGUCCAGCAUCUCCUCGUGAAGACGUCAAGACAAGCUCAUCUGAAAGCCAGUGACUGGAAAACUAAUGCAGCCGGACACAAAGUCAGUCAUCUGUAUGGCUUUGGUUUGGUGGAUGCUGAGGCCAUGGUGGUGGAAGCCAAGAAUUGGAGAAAGGUUCCUCCUCAGCACACCUGCAGCAAAACUUCUGACCGCAGAACCCGGUAUAUUCGAGCAGAUCAGAAGCUGAACGCCAGCAUCUCGAGCAGCGGCUGCAGCGAUCAGCCGGAUCAGCGGGUGGUGUUUCUGGAGCACGUGGUGGUGCGCGUUCUCAUCAUCCACCCGCGCAGAGGAGACCUGGAGAUCAGCCUCGUAUCCCCAUCAGGGACGCGAUCAACGCUGCUGGCUAAGAGAUUGUUUGAUAACUCCCACGAGGGCUUCAGGAACUGGGAGUUCAUGACGGUUCACUGCUGGGGGGAGAGAGCGGAGGGCACGUGGACGCUGGAGGUCUCAUACUCGCCGUCUCAGCGGCGUAACCCUGAGGUGUUGGGUAAGCUGAAGGAGUGGACACUCAUCCUUCACGGCACGGCUGAGCACCCCGACCAAUCCCAGAGUCCCCAGCACUCGAGCACAGCAGGCAAGGAGCUGAAAAACACAGGAGCCCCUGAGCAUGAAGACGAGGAAGAGGAGGAAUAUAAUGGUCCGUGUCAUCCUGAAUGUGGAGAUCAGGGCUGCGACGGGCCGGACGCCGAUCACUGCCUCAACUGCAUUCACUUCAGUCUGGGCAGCCUCAAGACCGGCAGGACGUGUGUUAGUCACUGUCCUCUGGGUUAUUUUGAGGACGGAGAGGCCCGCAGAUGUCGCCGCUGUCACCGCGGCUGUGAGAAGUGUGUGGCUCGCGGGCCGAACGAGUGCCGGUCCUGCCGGAGAGGGCUUUACUUCUACUCGAAGGAGAGCACCUGUGUGGAGACAUGUCCCGCCGGCUGCUUCCCCGACAGCGGCCAGAGACGUUGUCUGAAGUGUCACGAGAACUGUUUGAAAUGCUUGCGAGAUGCAGACAGAUGCACGGCCUGUAAAGAUGGCUUCAGUCUGGCAGGAAUGACCUGUGUUCCAGAAUGUGCCAAUGGAACGUUUUUUAACCUGGAAGAAAUGAAGUGCAGCCCCUGCCAUGUCUCCUGCUCCACAUGCACAGGUCCAGGACUGGAGGAGUGUAUUCAGUGUGCACCAGACUAUCUACAGCAGGAGUGGAGGUGCGUCCGAACCUGUGCUCCUGGAUACUACAGAGGAGAGGCGGCGGGAUUCACACAGAGGAUGUGCCGCAAGUCAUCCUCUUUGUCUUUGUUUCCGACUGUAAUGUCAUCAAGGCUGAUUAUCCGUCUCAUUGAAAUUGCAGUUGUUGAAAUUGUAGCCUUGCAAAUAGAGGCUUUUAUGAAGGUCACAGAUGGUGAUUGCAGUGGAAACGGGUUCUUCUCCGACUCUGAGUCCGGUGUGAGGAAGCACUGUUUGAGCUGUCAGGGUCCUGGAGCGAGCUGCACACAGUGUAAGGACGGAUACAGCCUCGUCAGCCGGACCUGCGUCAUGAACGCCACCUGUAACAACGCGGAUGAAGUAUUCUGCGAGAUGGUCAAGUCGAACCGACUGUGUGAGAAGAAGCUCUUCCGUCAGUUCUGCUGCCGGACGUGUUCGAUGACGGCUGGAUGACAGCAAGGAAAGAGACUAAUGGACUGACCUACUAUUUCUUUGGUUGUGUUAUCUAAUGUACAUUUUAAACUAGUUAUACUGUGAUUAUUAAAGGAACAGUUCAGCCAAUAAUGAAAAUUUGCACAGAAUGAACAGUGCUCUCUUCCACCCUGA
Messenger RNA from Carassius auratus (goldfish), 2082 nucleotides. Its product is annotated as proprotein convertase subtilisin/kexin type 6-like. Gene Ontology annotation, cellular component: membrane; cell surface. Gene Ontology annotation, biological process: peptide hormone processing. NCBI's taxonomy places the organism in Eukaryota, Metazoa, Chordata, Actinopteri, Cypriniformes, Cyprinidae. The coding region runs from base 1 to 1929 and encodes 642 amino acids. Gene Ontology annotation, molecular function: serine-type endopeptidase activity. The record is from RefSeq and is a predicted model, not a curated record. The transcript has 16 exons.